GUUACUACAGAAUGUGUAAUACCAUCUGUUAAUUUCAAAUGGAUCCAGACUUGCAGGAGGCCUUCAGUGAUGUUGAGAGCUCCGUAUACCGAACAGCCCUAAAACUACGCUCAGUACAAAGGCUUUGCCAGUUGGAUUUGAUUGAUGUUUCUCUGAUUCAGCACAUCCUAUCAAGUGAACAAAGGCAGAGACAAGAGCAGAUUUCUCUGAACAUGCAGCAAAUCUCUAGAAUGCUGAUGAAACUGUUCCAAAGGGCAAGAUUAGAAAAACCAGGCCAGGUAGAUCCAAGAGCUGCUGAAUUCACAUUGGGCCUACUGAUUGCCAUGUAUGACAGAUCUGGAACAGGGUAUGUCAAAACUAGAUCUGCUGCAGCUGCCCUAAUUUCCCUUUCAGGAGAUACUCUACUGGCUAAAUACAGAGCUUUUUUCCAGUUUUAUGCUGUCCAUGAUGGGAAGGAGACAUUAAUCACCUGUAGUGCCCUGAGAAGCCUUCUAACAGAUUUAAAUCAGAUCCCAGGCAUUGUGGGAGAAGGCUGCACUCUGUCUUGUGUGGAAAUUGCGAUUCAUGACUGUUUCCAUGGGGUUCUGAAUGCAGCUAUUGUUGAAGAAAAAUUCCUGUCUUGGCUGAGAUCAGAGCCUGCUGUUCUCCUGUGGCUCCCUACAUGUUACAGAUUAUCAGCCAUGGAAAUGGUUUCUCACCAAGCUAGAUGCAGAGUCUGCAAAGUUUUCCCCAUUACAGGCAUCAGGUAUCGCUGUUUAAAGUGCCUCAAUUUUGACCUUUGCCAAGCCUGCUUUUUCACUGGUCGUCUCUGCAAACCACAUAAGAGAUCACAUCCUGUUGUGGAACACAGUGUGCAGAUGUCAGCAAAGGCGAACGCAAAGCACUUUCUCCGCACCAUCAGGAACAACCUGUUUCAAGAGCACUGCAGAAGAAAAGAGGCUCAGAGAAGGACAGCUCUGGAGUCAGUGGAGGAGAGGCACUUCCCUGCUCACAAAAAGACUUUUUCUCCUGUGGAAUUCAGUGCUUCAUCACGACCUGGUCCUGAAAAUGUGUCUUUCCAAGUGGACAAUUGUGUCCCAGAAUCAUCCAGAUUCAUACCUGAAAACAGAACUGUAAUGCAGAAGAGUGAGAAUAACAACAAGACACCAGAGCAAGGCAAGACAAUAGCUCAGGCAAUAGCCUCUUUUGAAGCAGAUGUAUUGAAAAUGCAUGAAUCCAUUAAAAGCAUUCACAGUGACAGCAGGUACAUGAAGAAGCAGUUCAACAAAUGGAAGGACAAAAUGCAAUUUCUUCAUAACUGCCAGGAAGAAAAAAGCUGCAAAAUAGAGGCAAAACUCCAAAGACUGAGAGUAAGCCAUGAAAACCUACAAAUGAUGCUGCAGCACAUGAAGGAAGAAGUAAAGACCAUGUUGCAGUCAUCAGAGUGUCCUUUUGCACAGUGUCAUAAUACAAUGCCAAGAAAUUCACAUGUUCUGCUGGAAAGGAGAAUGCAGAGUGAAUUAAAUCCUGCCCAAAUAAGGCCUACUUCCAAAACAUGUGCAGAAUGGAAAUCUUUGAAUCCCCCAAACUCUUUAAAUAGAAUGCAGCUUUUACAGACACCUGAGGUUCCCACUGCAGUGGAAUUAAUGUUUUCAGAUGACCCACUGGAGUCAGUGUCUCUGCAGAGUGACAAACCCUUUAUGGGACAGCAUAAACAAGCAAAAGAGAAACAAACAUAUCUGCCUAAACUGACAGAAAACUCUCUUGGUGGAAUGGGGAAUACAAUUCUUAUUCCCACUGCAAUGCAGGUACCACCUGAUGAGAAGCAAGUGAGAGAGGAAUUGGAACUGCUAAUGAUGAAACUGAACGAUACAUUGUCUCUCCAAACCCAACCAGGUAUAAGUUCUCCAGUCAUCUUGUCACUGUCUUCUUACCUUCAUCCUGUUUAUUCCAUAAUAUUGUUCAUAAUCAUGUAA
Molecule: messenger RNA, 1955 nt
Organism: Lonchura striata (white-rumped munia)
Lineage: Eukaryota; Metazoa; Chordata; Aves; Passeriformes; Estrildidae
Source: RefSeq, a predicted model, not a curated record